AUGGCAGCUCCAUAUACCGUCCACACGUCGACGCUGUUCGACCCAAAGAAAAAAGCAUUUGUCAACGAUGUCUCAAUCACCGUCAACCCCAAGACAGGCCUGAUUGAGGCAGUCUCGCAACGACCAUCAGGGUCACUGGGUGACUCGGUGCCAGAGGGAGACGUCGACCUUCGUGGAAGCAUUGUCAUGCCGGGUUUUGUAGACGCACAUACACAUGUCUUUCUCCACUCAUACGAUGAACGAGCAUCGCUGUUGCAGAAACGCGACGAGAGCACCGUCGAGAGGAUUGUCCGCGCGGUGAAUCACGUCCGAACAGCUCUGCUUGCGGGCUACACGACCUAUCGAGAUUUGAGCUCCGAGUCGAUGGGAGAAGGCGACGCUCAGCUCCGCGACUGCAUCAACCGCGGCUUCACGCCUGGUCCCCGAAUGUUCGUCGCGACACGUGCUCUCGCCAGCACGGGAUCCUAUGAGCCACGCACAGAGAAUUCUUCAGGCGGUGUGUGCCUUCCAAUGGGGGGAGAGGCGGUCGACGGUCCAGAGGCAGUGCGCACUGCGGUGAGGCGACGCUUGGCCGCUGGGGCAGACGUGAUCAAGUUCUUCGCCGACUACCGUCGCCGAAUCAUGCGAUACCCACCUGCGCAACAGCAUCCUUACAAAGUCGGCGUGACGCAUCCUCCAGCUGAUCCAAACCCGGACCUGCUCGUUUUCGCAAAGGAUGAGGUCGAGGCUCUGGUCCAGGAAGCUGCUAUGGGAAAGGCACCCGUGGCAUGUCACGCAGGGACUAUCGAGGGAGCCAGGAUCGCCAUCGAGGCUGGUGUGCACACACUGGAACAUGCCUAUUUCGCGGACAGGGAGCUCUUUGAGCUAAUGAAGGCGAAGAACGUUGUCUUCUGUCCCACCCUUGCUGUUUGUGAGCGGGUCCAUCACCGACGAUACCAUGAGAUCAAAGCACAGGCAAAGCUGGCCUACGACGUCGGCGUCCGCUUGGCUUGUGGAGGAGACACGGGCCCUUAUCCCCACGGCCAAGGCGUUCGGGAGAUGGAGCUCAUGCUUGAGGCUGGUAUCCCACUGGAAGAUGUACUGGAGUCGUGCUUCGUGGGAGGCUGGGAGGCGUGCGGAGGAGACCUGUGUGGAAUGCGAUUCGGAUGGUUUGAAGAGGGGACGAGGGCCGAUAUCAUCGCCCUCGCUUCAGACCCGAGAGAGGAUAAGAAUGCCCUGAGAAAGGUCGACUUUGUCAUGAAGGACGGUCAAAUCUGGAAAAGAGACGGGCAGGGAGUCGGACUGUAUCAUAACAACCAUGAGUGGGAUCAGACGGGUGCCUACGUUCCCCCUAAGUAG
This is a messenger RNA of Fonsecaea nubica, 1338 nucleotides long. RefSeq lists its product as hypothetical. The transcript has 3 exons. Bases 1 to 1338 code for a protein of 445 amino acids. The record is from RefSeq and is a predicted model, not a curated record. Gene Ontology annotation, molecular function: hydrolase activity, acting on carbon-nitrogen (but not peptide) bonds. Lineage: Eukaryota; Fungi; Ascomycota; Eurotiomycetes; Chaetothyriales; Herpotrichiellaceae.